UCGUUUAAAUGCUCAAAGAGCUCAUGAUUUACAACAACAUUUCCUUAAAUACCAUCACAACUACUCCAUUGACAUACAGAGAUCGAAUAACAUUUGAAUUUAGUGUACAUGGGACUUGUGUCGUGUUUAAUCUCUUCCUAUGCAUAUUUUUCAUAUGUCGUCCACAUCUUUUAAGGACUUUUAAACCAACAAUAUUCUUUGUCACCCUUGGCACAUUUGUCCUAUCACUCCCAUUAUUUUUCCUCCAAUUCUAUUUAGUAGUAUUCCUAUGGUCACUUGUUGAACCUCGAUACACAAUAGCUGUGUGUACUCUGGUCAAAUGUAUUACAAGCUCAACAACGUCAUGUGCACAGGUACUACCAUUGGCAGUCGCAAUAUACCGAUACUUUAUUGUUGUCCGAAAUAAAAAAAUGCCUUCGUGGUUUGUAGUCGUGGUACAUUCAAUUAUUUCAUUUAUAUUUUUUGUGAUUGCUAUAUUAAACUUCCCAUUGGGUGAAUUUGAAACGAACGAUCAAUGUGCUGUACUACGAUUCAGUAAAGCAAUGGAGGCAGUUAGGAUAUCGCUAACAUUGGGACUUAAUUUAUUUGCUGUUUUCAUUAAUGUUGCAAUCUACACUUUUGUGAAAAAAUAUGAUAAACGGAAUGUUGAUGUUCAUCGUCGUCGUGUCCAAUUGACAUAUUCAAUGCUUCUCCAAUCAAUGAUACCAAUUCUAGUUUCAAUUCCAUUACUCGUUGGAUCUUUUGAUUUCUACUUUGGAUAUACCCUUCCGUCUGGCUUCACGUCUCGCUGGUAUGCAACAACAUUUCUUUCUCCCUUGCUGACACCAAUCUCUUCAAUGCUUUCACUUCGAACAAUUCGCCACGAGUUACUCUCCAUUAUUUUGAGCUCUUUUUUAUUCACCGGAACUCGGAAAAUAUCAAAUUUAGUUACUAAAACAAGCAAAACAAAUGUGGCUCCACAUAGUUCUGAUUAUUCUUCAGCAUAGUUAAUGUUGUUUUUUUUUCUUCCU
Caenorhabditis elegans is the source of this 1010-nucleotide messenger RNA. RefSeq lists its product as uncharacterized. The coding region runs from base 9 to 986 and encodes 325 amino acids. NCBI's taxonomy places the organism in Eukaryota, Metazoa, Nematoda, Chromadorea, Rhabditida, Rhabditidae. The record is from RefSeq and is marked reviewed. The transcript is spliced from 8 exons. Gene Ontology annotation, cellular component: membrane.